UGCAGAACGUAGACGGGGUCUUUAAAUGGGACACGAACCGAUAUACCGCUCAGCACUCAACUUUUUAAAUAUUUUAGUCGAUCUCUACAAGCAAUGUUCCAAGUCUGAAUAAAUCAAGGCAUAUGGAACUACACCAAGGAAUUUUCGUACUGGUCUUUCUGGCUUCGUUUUGUAGCUGCAACGACGAUGGUCACCAAUCGGUUGUCAUAGAAACUCCAUCGGGACCAGUCCGGGGCUACCAUGAGGCGCUCAAUGACGAUCUCUAUGUCCAUCGUUUUAUUAAGAUUCCAUACGCUCAUCCUCCUUUAGGAGACCUCAGAUUCAAAAAACCAAAACCAGUCGGAAGAUGGACGGAGGAACAAGGAAUUCCAGAUAAAUACGGACCAGCGUGUAUGCAACAAGAGAUUGGUCUUAACUUAGAGUUCAAUCCAGAAUGCUCUGAAGACUGUCUCUAUCUCAACAUUUAUGUCCCAGGAGACGUGUCACGUGACAGACGUCUGUCCGUCAUGCUGUUUAUCCACGGGGGUGGGUUUGUCAUAGGAUCUGCUGGAGAACACAAUGGCCAGAGACUGGCAGCCCAGGGAGAUGUCAUAGUCGUAACAAUCAAUUACAGACUUGGGUUGUUCGGUUUUCUUAAUCUACUUGAUCCUAUAGCCAAAGGUAAUUAUGGUCUUUGGGAUCAAAUGGCGGCAAUACGCUGGGUACAUGAGAAUAUCGAGGCAUUCGGAGGAAACCCCGACUCGGUCACCAUUUUUGGAGAAUCAGCUGGUGGAAUGAGCGUUCAUUACCAAACAUUAAUACCAGCAAAUAUUGAAAUGUUUCAUAGAGCAAUUUCCAUGAGUGGAGUUGUGAAUAGACAGUCAAUUGCAAAGAAUGACGACCUUCAAAAAGUUCUUAAUAUGAUUUCAGACAAAACAGAUUGUAAACAGGAAAACAAGGCCGAACUCUUGAAAUGUCUACAAAAACUUCCUCCAGCAGAUAUUCUUGGAAUCAUAAAUGUUUAUGAGUUGAUGACACCAGGCAACUUUACAUUAGAGAUGCUGAUGGGUCCUAGCAUAGAUGGAGAAUUAAUCAACGGGCAGCUGUAUGAGACCAUGCACCACAGGUCGUUACCCGGGACCAGCUUCUUUCGGUCUCUAGAUUUCAUGUCUGGUACAACCAGUGCAGAGGGAUCCUUGCUGUAUUUCUCGCUCUUGCCCGAUUUCCAGGAAACCUUUAACUUUUCCGUCCAGGACGGGAUCCCAAGACGUGCGCUGUGUGAAGCCAUCAUACCGGGGCUAAUACAGGAAUUGUAUGGCAACAAACCGGACCUGUCUCAGAGACUGUGCGAGUUUUACACCUCUGACAAAGGGAACGACGAUCAAAGCAAUCGAGCGACGGACUUUUAUGGAGACCUUUGUAUGGUGACCCCCACCACCAGUGCACUUAUUGCACACGGCAGAAAGAACACAGCACACAGGACCUACAACUACAUCCUCUCUGCCCCAAGCCCGGCACCAUUUGGACCCCCGCCCCCGGCAUGGUUCAGGGGAGCAGGGCAUGCGGACGAUCUCUACCUUUUGUUUGAUAUGCCCAAUGUACGCACUGAAAAUCGCACCGAUGAGAGACACACAACACUCAGCUCGAGGAUUAUUCGCUACUUCGCAAACUUUGCCAAAACAGGAGAUCCAAAUUCUGAGGAAUUGCCCGUGACAUGGCCUCCAUAUGAUGUCGAGACGCGCGAAUAUCUGGAUUUUGACUUUGAACUUUCAGUCAAAAAAGACUUCCAUGUUGACGCCACAAGAAUAUUUCAGCCACAACUACGGGAGCUCUUCCAAAAUGAAAAGCAGGAGCUGUGAUUUUGAUCUCAUUAAAUAAGAAAGUAAAAAUGUACUUACCUGGUCUAUUUUUUAUCUCUUGUAAUAUCAUAAUGAUAGAACAAUCUUUUAACUAUAACGAGUGUGUUCCCGUUUUGCACACAUUUGAUAAUUGGGUAUAGAACAAUGAGUGUGAUUUGUGUUGUAAUAGCAAUUAUAGUCUGCUUUCAAUCAAAGAAUUUACCUGGAUUUUUACCUGUGUUUUAUCAGCGCCUAACAAUGAAUUAGCAAAAAUAUUUUGUUGUGUUUUAUGUCUGAUUAUUAAUAACUCACCAUUUUUUUCAUUUGAUCAGAUGAAAUAAAGAUAAUGAUAUUUUUA
This is a messenger RNA of Magallana angulata, 2175 nucleotides long. Its product is annotated as carboxylesterase 1C-like. The transcript is spliced from 3 exons. NCBI's taxonomy places the organism in Eukaryota, Metazoa, Mollusca, Bivalvia, Ostreida, Ostreidae. Bases 123 to 1838 code for a protein of 571 amino acids. The record is from RefSeq and is a predicted model, not a curated record.